This is a messenger RNA of Eimeria maxima, 3054 nucleotides long. RefSeq lists its product as hypothetical. The record is from RefSeq and is a predicted model, not a curated record. The transcript is spliced from 2 exons. The coding region runs from base 1 to 3054 and encodes 1017 amino acids. NCBI's taxonomy places the organism in Eukaryota, Apicomplexa, Conoidasida, Eucoccidiorida, Eimeriidae.
AUGGACGGCCACCUGCAUCCGCAGCAGCCGGGCGUCGCGGCGACCUCCUCUUUCGGCAGCCCUUUCCGCACUAUGACGGCUUGCGAUAGCCAGGGGUCUUGCGUGGCGCCGGUUGCUGCCGCCGACUCUCUGGCCCUUCGUUUGUCGGCGGCGCAGUUGUCGAACGGCAGCAGCCGCAACACAGCAGGCAGAGCGCCUUGUCUGCUGCCGCCUCCCGCCUCCACCGCUGCUGCUGCACUGCAUUGGGGUGGGCCCACGGCGGCAACAAGAAGUGGCGGCGCGCAGCUGCAAGGGCCAGCAGCCGGCGGCGCCAGUUUUGGGGGACCCUGGGGGCCGGCAGCAACGGCAUCUGCUGCUGCAACUGCCACUACCGGUUUCCCCGCCUCUACGACGGCGACAACAGCAGCUACUGCAACAGCUGCAACGGCAACUGCAACUGCCACUACCGGUUUUCCCGCCCUCCACCCCAACGCGUAUACCAAUGCUCGCCAGCAGCAUCGGGACUUCAGGUGUACCCCCCCCGAGGCGACGAAUGCUUCGCGCGCAGCGGCUGCAGGAGAAGAAGAAGAUGCUGCCUCCUCCUUUCUCGCCGCUUCCAGCAGCAGCCGGCCGUCUUUCCCCGGCUCCGCCGCGAGCCCGGCCAUCCAGCAGCAGCCCAUGAGCGUCGCGUACGAUCUGCCGUGUGCGGGCGGAGUGGGCGCUGUGGCCCCUCUCGUCGCAUCGGGUGUACAGGCAGGUUAUGUUCGUUUUCUUGUCGAGGGACAAUCGCCGGAGCGCAUGCGCAAGUCCCCAGCCGUCGUCGAUCUGCAAGCCCCCCCUGGCUACGAAUAUGUAGACCUGUCUGUCGUUUCUCCUAGCCUCGAGGCGCGCCCUGCUGCGGAGCAGGAGCUGCUGAUUCAAGAGUUCACUGCUCGCUCGGCAAUAGGAGUGGGGGGCGGCGGACCUGCUGCAGGGGGGGCGGCGGCCUCCAGCAUACCAGCUGGGCUCUGUGUCCAUUCGCCUUCGCCGCAAGCCCCUGAUGACUUAGGGAAAAGAAGGUCGGCGACUUUAUCUCCUCCCACGCAAACUAUGCGCGACAAGACGACUGGAAGGAAAACAAAAAGUCAUCAGUCAGCGUUCGACCCGCCUUCUCCCGUAGACUCAGCAGCCUCAGCCCCCUCAAUGAGCUUUUCCGCAGAAGGGGGACGCGAGGGGAUUGUCUCUGUACCUCGGGCCGAUACCUUGGAAAACAAAACAGGAAACAAUUUGCUGCAGGUGGAUGGUGGGACUUUGUCGAUUCAGAAGUUGCAGGGGGAGGUGCAGUCGUUUGUCAGUAUAAUGUACGACUCGGUUUUCAACACAAGUCCCACAUGGCAGGUGCCGCUGUACGCGUCGUCAGGUCGAGGUCUCCAUACACUGCAGCUGUCGGACGUCGUCAUCUCGAUGCACUCCCCCUGGUGCACGAGGAAGCAGUGGCUAGACCCGCAGCUUUUUGGGGGCCGGCCUCUUGAACAUCCCCUGUUUGAUCAGGGCUCGGGACACGCAGAUGCGCUGAGACAGCUCACAGCUCUCAAGGCCUGCAUAGGCGACUUCGCCGUCACUGUGGAGUGCGUGCAGGCGUGUGUAGCGGGUGCUGGCCGGUUGUCUUGUGCGCUAAGAGGUACGCUGGUUGCACCUGGCAUCUCCUCCUGCGAUACCGAUGUUUCGAGUGAGGCAGGCAGGGAGGGGGCAAGGCCCCCACAGGCCCCCAAGGUGGGCCGCUUCGCCCACUUUCUUACACUUAUCCCGAAACCCUUGACGGAUGAGCAGCCCGCAGACUCCGCAGUUGAAGGACCGAGGAAGAAUGUCGCAGUCGACUCGCGUCCCUGGCUGUUGGUUGCUCGUCGUCUGUACUUUUUGAUUGAAUCGGAGAUGUUUUUGGCGAUCAAUGCACCUGAAGGAGGGGGAGGAGCAGCAGCAGCUGCUGCUGCUGCUGUUGCUGCUCCAUCUUCUCCGCAGGUUGUUGGCGGGCAGGCGCUAUUAUACGAUGGAGAUUUAUCAUUGGGAGUUCCCAAGGGGCCGGAGGCCCCCCUGCGCCUGCAGACAGGAAGGAAUGCAAUGCACGUGGGGUCCCUGCAAGAGCUAGCAGACCCCCGCGCGACAGCAAAGAGGACUCCACCUCUUAACAGUCUGUCGCUAGUGCUGAAGUCAGCCAUCGCCUUAGGGCACGACAGAGCGGUUUCUCUCUCGGGAAAGACCCGGGGGACGGCUGCUUCCCUCCCCUCUCGCGGCGACAUCUCCACAAGCGCUGAUUGCAUGGAGGCAGCUGUGGCGCAGCUCGCGACGGGGCUGCUGGCAGACUCCCCAACAAGGAGUCCGCAGCAGAUGGUCACAGACGCCGCUUCGUGGACUGCGCUUUUGCAGAACCCGGCGCAGCGCCAGCGGCGGAGUCGCAAGAAGAAGAAAUCCGCUCGACAAGGAGGCGCGAAUGCCUCCUCCGCAGACCCAGACACUUCUCAAUUUCUCGCCGGGAACGGCUUGACUUCUGCUGCUGCCGCCCAAUCGGCUUCCUUUCAGCUGCAAGGGGUUCUCCAGCAGCAGCAGUACGAACAGAAAUGCCUGCAGGACAGGCGAGACGACCUCCUCAGUAUCAGCCCUCUCGCUUCCAAAGGCAUUCUGGCUCUCCCUGCUUCGCAAGGAGUUCCCCCCGAUGCAUUCGAACGCGCAGUCUUCGUCUCCUGGAUCCCCAGAGCAGCCCGUGCCCAGGAAUACAGAGACAAGGAGGAAGCAGAGAACAGACUGAAAUCGGUUCUUUCGAACAAGAUGGGCAUACGCGGGAUUGAACGCGUUUCAGUGUUUCCUCCUCGGGGGUCUCAUUGCUGCAUAACCUUUUACAAUUCCGAGGCGUCGACGGCGUUUUUGUUGGCGUAUGCGGGAGGCACGUUUACCGCGAAAACGGAGUUGUUUAAACAGCGCAUCUGUGCUUCCUUCAAUGUUGACGUUGACAGAGGCAUUCAAAGAGUUUUCAUUCGUAUUGAAGGAGUGAAGCUGAUGCCGCCGACAGGUCGCGCCGUCGAUCCGGAGCCAAAGUCUUAA